Messenger RNA from Babesia microti strain RI, 3138 nucleotides. RefSeq lists its product as hypothetical. The transcript has 11 exons. Bases 1 to 3138 code for a protein of 1045 amino acids. The record is from RefSeq and is a predicted model, not a curated record. Lineage: Eukaryota; Apicomplexa; Aconoidasida; Piroplasmida; Babesiidae. Gene Ontology annotation, biological process: regulation of DNA-templated transcription; double-strand break repair via homologous recombination.
AUGGAUGAUCUGGAUGAAUUGGUGACUAUUGACCUCAACAUUUUGCAAAUGCCUGAUGCGGAAUCAACACAAUCUUGCGACAAUAAGCUACAUCUAUUCAAUGAAGAUUUAGCAUUCAUUGAUCAGACUAUUGAUAAUCUAGAUAAUGAAAUCAUUGAUCAAUAUCAUUCAGAUUACACCUAUAAUAUGGCUAUUGCUCCAUUGGCUGAGGAAAACAACUUCUACACUUGUUCCCGACAUAAUAUAGGCGAAGGAUUCAAGUUCGCGUCGGGCAAGAAGGUACAGGCUAAUAGUGAACAACUUAAGAAAGCUAAGGAUUUUCUUGGUAUAACUGAUUUUGCUCUUCCUCGCUCCUGUGGAGAAGUGAUAUCUAUCGCUGGCUCGCUAGAUUCAGUUAAUGCGGCGGAUGAGAAGCCACCGCAUACAUCAUCAUUUAAAUUUUCAUUAGACCAUAUUAUAUCACCAAAUAUUGCUACAUACGCAAGGCCGAAUUGUUGUAGCAUUUCUGAUUCAUCAAAUACUGAAUGUGUUGCAACAACGUACGAUCUCGGAUUAAAAAGCGUACCUUCCGAAAAUGAAGCGAUUGGCAUUAUUGAAGAUGAUACUAGCUUGAAUACCCAGGUAUAUAAGCGUGCCAGUUCAGAUAGUACCCAAUCCUGUAAUAAUAUAAAUAAAGAUUCAAUUACAAUUGAAUUCGAUAUAACGCACUUGAAGAAUAGAAUGAUCAAUCGUCCUACCAAAUCCACAGAGGUCAAUACUACAAACUAUCCUACUACCGAAAAUAUUACUAACAAUAAUAGUGGAUUUGAUGGGUUUUCCAGCGCUAGAUCUUGUUUCAUUAGAGGUUCAUCAUUUGGUUCUUGCGAACUAAGUGUCCCUUAUCAUACUCAAAAUAAACGAUGUUAUACGGAUAAUGAUAGCAGAUUCGUGACUAAUUGGCUAAAAUUUACCGAUUGUACCAUAGGAAAGUUAACAUUUGACAAAUUGAUUGAUCAUUGGCACGAUACAAGUAAUCCGUUAACCAUUAGAUAUAAUGGUAUAUAUGAUUACAAAUUUAUCACACCAAACUCGCAAAUCAAGUGUUAUCAUAUAGGAGGAAUAUCCGACAUACGAGAAUCAUUCAAAACAAUAUCUAACUGCAAUUAUACGCCUGAUUUAACCAAAUGGGUUACACACCAUUUUAAAUUACUAGCGUAUAAUGAAUGUCUGAAAUAUCGCAAAAAGAUUUAUAUGCUAAUGAUGUCACAAAAUUAUACAUUGUCUCAGGCAAUUAACAACGUUGAAUUACCAAACCCAUAUCGCUUGCUUAGGAAGUUAUUUAAGCGCCAUGAACGGGAAAUAUUAGGGUCUAGGUCAAUAUUCAAGCUAUUAUUUGAGGGAGAUGAAUCUAGGAACCAAUCUAUAUUGGUUGAGGUCUUGGAUAUUGUAGACGAUGUAAUAUAUGUGUCUGAUGGGAUAUAUUGCAUAACAGCAAAAGCUGAUGAUAUAUGGGUCACUAAAUUGAUCGCUAACAAAUUGCUCCGUCCGGGAAUAAAAAUAAUACUGGAUGAAUUUGUUCGUUCUUCACAAUAUACAUCUAUCACAGCCACUAGCCCACAUUUACUUGCCAAUGAUGAAUACAUUUCAUUCAAGUAUAAUUCAAUAAGGAAGGCAAAAUAUAAUGCUAGGGUUGGAAGGUGCCCAAAGAUUGCAAGGAACAUUUAUGACAUUAAGAUUGGCGGUGGAAACAUAUCUCUAAUAGAUAUAGUUGUACUUAAAGGCCUACCCAAAACAUAUAGUGUCAUUGAUAAACAGGGCAAUAACACCAGUUUUUCACAUGAAGAAUUAGCUUAUAAGUUGGAAAAUGGUCAAAUUAAUUUGGAAGAUUGUGAAAUAGUUUCAUAUAACCAAUACAUAAUCAUAGAUUACUCAUUAUACGCAAGUUUUAAAAGGUUUACAAAUAAAGAAAUUCCUGAUAUAAAUAAAUUCACAAAUAGACUUCACAAUUCUAUCGCAUACUUAUCAUUCAAAAAUAUGUCCGACCAUAUAAAUGAUGAAUUAACAAGGAAACAUUGUAGACUAAAAUUGUCACUAGUUUCUCAUGGAAGCAAACCUAAGUUUUAUCAAAUAGAUCAUUUAAAACACAUAGACCCCGCAGAUGUCGAUCCUAUUGAUUUUUUGAAGUGUAGAUAUCAUUUUUCACAUACCGCCCAAUUGUCGCUGUACAUCAACACAAGGAGCAGAUUGGAAAUGAUAGAACUCACGAAAGAUAAUAUAUUUUCAUUACCAGAGCAAUAUUGUGACAUACCUACUAGUUUAUACACUACAAUAUGUGGAAUACCUGUUCUAUCACUUACACAUUAUACUAUACAGUACCAUAAGUCAUAUCUAACUGAUUAUCAUAUUGAACAAAUGUGCCAGUUAUGCGAUAUUGAGCUUGGUCUAUUUUCAUCAAAACUAUCCAUACUACCUGAGUACACUAGUGAUAAUUACUGCAUUGAUAUAUUACCAGGAUUGGGUGCUAGACAAGAUUGUUCAAUCCUCGGUUUACCACUUUAUGUCACAGAAUUAGAGGAAAAUUUGGCUCUUGGCUUUAGGGACAAUAAAUCUCUCUAUAUAAGGAUAUUCAUACAAACAUUGGCUAUUGAUAUUCUGUGUGUCAAGGUUACUACAUAUACCAGCGAUAGUAGGUAUGAGUGGAACAAAAAACAAAUUUUGAAAUUAAAACAAAAAAUAGAUGGUCAAAUUUCUAUAUAUCGAUCGCAGAUACAUCAUAACAAUAGAAACAGAUGCAAUAACAUGUAUGAAAUGAGUGAUAGAUGGAUUUUACUGGAAAAUUUGAAGUUUGCCAGAUAUGAUGACACAAAUAGGAUAUUCCAAUUCGAAACAUAUCUGGAUAGGUUGAACAUAACACGAGGGAAUAAUAGACAUUUAGAAAUUGAGCAACAAUUUCUAAAUUUAAUUGACAAUAAUAUACAAAUUGCGCGUACGAAUAAGAAGUUGAAUGUAUAUAAUACAUCAAAUAAGCAUGAUAUCUUAGUAAAAUAUACCAAGAUCGUGUUGAAUAAUAUGUUGAGAGUGGGUCAGGUUUGCAGUGCCGACGAGCACUAUAUGAAGCCCUGCAUGGAAUGUUUAUUUGGUACCCCCGAACAAAUAUAA